CUCUACGCAUCAUCAUCGAACAAAGCAUGGAAUGGCAAUCAAACCUCUACCUCAACUUUAUAGACUUUGAGAAGGCCUUCGACAGCGUUGAUCGUGAAGUAAUUUGGAAACUACUCGAGUACUACGGCGUACCCCAAAUAUUCAUCAACCUUAUUCAACAGCUGUACGACAACGGCACAUGUCCAGUGAUCCACAACGGAAGACUCAGCGAGGCGUUUGGAGUAAACACAGGAGUCAGACAAGGGUGCUUAUUACCACCAAUGAAUGAUAUUCCUAAUUAUGGUGAUCUGGAUUAUGCGUCAGACAGUGGGAAACGAGCAGUCAGGGAUAUCCUGGACUGACGUGAAGAACAUAGAAGACCUGGAUUUCGCGGAUCAUUUAUGUUUGAUGUCACACAAAAUCGAAGACUUACAAGUGAAAACCGACAAACUGGUCGAAGAAGCAGCCGGUGAAGACAGGACUCCAGGUGAACAUAGACAAGACGGAGGUUAUGAAAAUAACCAACCAACAACAACAACAACAUCCAGCGUCAAUCACCAUCAACGGGAGGGAUUUGAAAGAGGUUACUUCAUUCACUUAUCUAGGGAGCAUUGUCUCAACGACAGGAGGAACGGACGAGGAUGUCAAAUCGAGAAUCGGGAAGGCAAGAAACAAAUUCAUCAACUUGAAACCAAUCUGGAAAUCUUCGUCACUCAGCAUCACCAACAAAAUUCGGAUUUUCAAUACAAACGUCAAGUCAGUCAGUUCUUCUAUACGGAUCAGAAACUUGGCGGGCGAGUCACAAAGAAUAUUUCCAACAGCCUGUUGCAGACCUUUAUCCACAACUGUCUUCGCUUUAUACUGAAGAUCAGAUGGCCGGAAAGAAUCACCAACAAGGAACUAUGGGAACAAACAAAGCAAGAACCAAUCGCCAACUAACAAAUAUGCAGGAGAAAGUGGAGAUGGAUCGGACAUUCGCUGAGGAGACCACUGGGUGAUAUCGCGUGUCAAGCCCUCGAGUGGAAUCCAAAAAGGAAGCGGCGAGUGGGACGUCCAAGGGUGACGUGGAGG
Trichobilharzia regenti is the source of this 1050-nucleotide messenger RNA. NCBI's taxonomy places the organism in Eukaryota, Metazoa, Platyhelminthes, Trematoda, Strigeidida, Schistosomatidae. The record is from the annotation of a GenBank genome assembly.